Poecilia reticulata (guppy) is the source of this 4745-nucleotide messenger RNA. It is a transcript of the gene rbm15b, whose product is annotated as RNA binding motif protein 15B. Gene Ontology annotation, molecular function: RNA binding. The record is from RefSeq and is a predicted model, not a curated record. NCBI's taxonomy places the organism in Eukaryota, Metazoa, Chordata, Actinopteri, Cyprinodontiformes, Poeciliidae.
UUGAAAGGGCGUUCAGACUAACAUUCAGACAGGAAGUAGACGUAGCAUAAAGUGGCCCGUUUAUGGUUUGUAUUCCUGGUUCUGUUAAAUCCCAGUCCAAUUCUUAUUUAGGUGAUUUUCGGUAUUUAUUAAAGGUUUUUCCAAACUUUUUUGUUUUGACUUUAUGUGAAUAAAAUGAUCUGGUUCUGCUCUCUGGCUUCCCUCCUUCAGAACCUCUGACUGCUGAGGUUUAAACCUGGUUCUGUGGUUCUGAAGAACUAUGGCAUCUUUUCUGCUGCUUCUUUUUUUAUAUUCAUUUAAGAAUUAAAAUCAACUUUGGGAGAAUAUGUUUCAGUUUAAGAAUGUGACAUUCCAGAAACAUUUGAGUUAAGCUCCAGUAAAGAUAUAAAAAGUGGACAUUAAGCCAGAAAACGGCAUAAAUGUUGAGAUUUAAAUUUUCAUCUUGGAUCGUAUCAAUUAAAAUAAUUUCCUGCAGUUCAUUGAUCCUUGUAGCAUUUCCUUUCCAAAGCUCUAAGUGAUGAUUUGUCUCAUUUUUCUGCAAACAUCUUUAGCUGUUCUUUGGAAUCAGUCAGUCCAGCAAAAACUUUGUUUUACAAUGUUUUGUAUUAUAUGCUCUGAAAUUUUCUAAAUUUCUAUUUUUAAUUUUCUGAAUUAUUUUCUAGCACCUGGCAUUCUUUAACGAGCAAAACAUGCUGAAAACUGGACAAAAGUAAAGAAGUCAGAGAUAUGAAAUAAAUGCAAAAGCAGAAUUUCUUUAAAAUUUGAGCUUCUUGUUGUGACAAGAUAUAAAAUAGUUUGAUGAAAAGACACAAGGGGGCUCCUCACGCUCUUUUUGCUGUAAAAUGUUUCAUAUCUUUUUGUUUUAUCAAUCUGGCAGUUUCUAGGAAUAAUAUAUUCAAACAAUAGCCUCUUAUUUCCUUAGACUUCCAUACUUGAACAAGCAUAAAAUAUGCAUUCUGAAAAUUUGUGAAAAAGUAUGGAAACCAGAGUUGGGAAAUAAAUACGGAUCUGUAUCUUGUUAAAAGUUUGUAUUUCAUAUUGAAACAAAAUAUAAAAAUAUUCAUCUGACCAAUUAGGAUGUUUUAAAAAUCAUAAAAAAUCGCCACUUUUAAAUGACACCAGCAUCCCUGCGACGAUGAUCUCUAUAUUUUGAUUUUUAAUAAAUCUUCAUAAAGGCUCCUUAAAAGAUUCAAAGAAGUUUGUUUUCAUUCAAAUUUAGCAGAAAUGUAUCAGUUUCUACUCAAAAUGGACAAAUGUUUUGAAAUCAAAUCGUAACGUCAUGACGUCAGCUGCCUUUGCGUCACCGCGCCCUCCGUCCUCCUCAGGGAACGCGCACAUUCCUAUUGUCCAAGAUGGCGGCCCUGGUGCAGCUCCUGUGAUGCUGAAAUGUUUCCCAUCGUUUCUAACCGUUUUUACCGUAAAUGUGCCAAAAAUCAGCGGCCGCCCUGGAAGCGCGUCUCUCCCUGAAGCCGUCCCCAGUCGCCUCUUCUCCACAAACACUCCAGGAACCCGCUCCGAGCGCCGAAUUCCCGCUGCACGGCACCGAAAAGUUUGGGCUCCAUCCUUCGGUGAAAGAUGAAGAGGCAGGCCGGGAGAGAGAGCAGCCCGUCCCGGGCUAUCGCUAAGCGGAUACGGGAAAGGGAGCGGGAGGGCGCCCGCAGAGAGGAGCUACCCCCGCCGCCUCUGGCUCUGCUGCUGGCGGAGAGCCGGAGCUAUCACCGCCGUAGCCGCAGCAGGGAGCGGGAGAAGCCGCGGCUCAGAGAGGAGCGGGCGGCCGCCCUGGAGCUCCACCACCGACAUGAACUCAGCCUGCUCGGCCGCCCGCCGCUGCGCUCUGCCGGGCCGCCCGCCGCCAGGCCCGGGACUCUGGAGUACAAGACGCUGCUCAUCAGCAACCUGGGCUCGCAGGUGUCGGACGAGGACGUGGAGGACGCGCUGUUCCACGAAUUCAAAAAGUUCGGGGACGUGAGUGUGAAGCUGUCCCACACCCCGGAGCUGGGCCGGAUCGCCUACGUGAAUUUUCGCCACCCGGAGGACGCUAAGGAGGCCCGGCACGCCAAGUCGUCCCGCCUGGUUCUGGGGGAGCGCCAGCUGAAGAUAGAGCCCAUGUACGUGAGGAGGCGGAGUGUGACCCCGCCGGACGUCGGGUACCUCCCCCUGCAUGCACCGUACCCCUACCGGCAGCGCUCCCUGUCCCCGCCCGGGCCCGCCGUAAACAGCCUGCGGGAGCUGCGGGCCCGGCAGUACGCCCUGGAAAGCCUGGCACUGACCCGGGACCGGGACCGGCUGCUGGAUUACUAUGGGAUGCUGGAUGAGAGGGGGCGACCCUUCGGGUUUCCCGCCAUGCCCGUGGUGGAGGACCUAAAGCCGGAGGACGACCAGAGGGCCACCAGCAACCUGUUCAUCGGGAACCUGGACGGGAACGUGACGGAGGCGGAGCUCCGGCGGGGCUUUGAUAAGUAUGGCGUCAUCGAGGAUGUGGUGAUCAAACGCCCGGCCCGCGGCCAGGGAGGCGCUUACGCCUUCGUGAAGUUCCAGAACCUGGACAUGGCCCACCGGGCCAAGGUGGCCAUGCAAGGCCGGUUAAUCGGUGGGAACCCCAUAAAGAUUGGCUACGGCAAGGCGAAUCCCACCACCCGGCUGUGGGUGGGCGGCUUGGGCCCUGGGAACUCUCUGACCGCCCUGGCCCGGGAGUUUGACCGCUUUGGCAGCAUCAGGAACAUCGACUAUGUGAAAGGGGACAACUUUGCCUACAUUCAGUAUGAAAGCCUGGAUGCCGCCCAGGCCGCCUGCACCCAGAUGAGGGGCUUCCCCCUGGGGGGCCCAGAGCACCGUCUCCGGGUGGACUUCGCCAAGGUGGAGGAGAGCCCCUCCCGGCCCUUCCCUCCCGGGUACCAGCCUCCCAUCGCUCUCUCCGCCCACUACGACCUCCUGGGGGAGGCGUACAGCCGCCACCGCAGCCUGGAGAGGGAGCUGCGGGGCGGCCGGGAGCGCUCCCCGCCCCCCCAGAGCCUCCUCUCCCUCAGGGAGCGGGAGAGGGGCCUGCUGGAGAGAGACUUCCCCAGCAGCCCCACACGCAGCCUGGAGCGUCGGGUUGGAGGGGUGGAGGCCUUCGGGCGGAGCGGACGGGCGGUGCGGAGCCGCAGUAAGAGCCGGGAGCGGUGGCUGAAGGAGCGGGAGGAGAGGCGGACCCGCAAGAGGAGCCGCAGCCCGUCUGCCGACCGGCCGCCAGAGGAGAAGGAGCGGGGGAGGUCGCGGGUUCGCGGUCCAGGGGCGGUGUCUCCUGAUGCCAGCCCAGACCGGGCGCGGGUCCGUGCCCCUGACUCCACCACAGAGCCGCGGGACCACUCCCCGGACAGCGGCGCCGGACGGCACUCCGCCACCAACGAAGAAGAGCUUCCUGCCGGCCGCCACCACAGCAAGCGGUCCUCCAGCGACCACCUGAACAACCACCACCACCGUGCCGAGGCGGCCGGCGCCGCCUCGCCUGCCGCGGACGCCCCGGCCUCUCCCAGCACGCUGUCGGAGUUCGCCCAGGGCGCCCUGUCCAGGCUGUGGCGCGGCUUCUUUGCCCUGAAGAACAGCAGCUUCCCCACAGACCUGUUCCUGCUGGAGGGCGGCGCAGCCUACUUCCACACGGUGAUGAAGGACAGCCUGAAGCUGCAGAGCCAGCCCAGCCAGCUGAAGAUCGCCCAGCGGCUGCGCAUGGACCAGGCCCGGCUGGACGAGGUGGCGCGCCGCAUCAAGCUGGGCCGCCCGGACGGCUUCGCCAUCCUGCUGGCCCUGCAGGGGCCCGUGGACCGCCAGGCGCAGGGGCUGGAGCCGGGCCUGCAGGUGCGCCUGCUGCGCCACCUGGUCACCUACCUGCGAAACAAGGAGGCGGCGGGCGUGGUGAGCCUGCCAGCCGCCAAGGAGGGCACCCCAGGCGCCAUGCUGUACGCCUUCCCGCCCGGGGAGUUCUCGCAGCAGUUCCUGCAGGCGGCCAAGAGGACUGUGGGUAAUCUGGAGGAGGAGCACAUGGUCAUUGUGAUUGUCAACGACACUAACUGACUCCCGGGGCUUCCUCCAUGUUGUUCAGUGUUUUGUUCAGUUUAAAUGAAUUCCAGCCAGUUACACUACAUGUUCCUCUGCGACCCGGCGGGAUGAAGGCGACCCGAAGGAACCUUUAGAAACACUUAUGCAGCUGGUUUUUCUCCAGGAAGCUGGAAACGCGACACUAAAAGCUUCUUACUUUAUCCGGUUUUCUCCAUCCUGGAAACUUGCAGGAUUUUUCUGGAAACUUGAAGCUAAUCCUUUCCUGUUUUUAUUUGGUGUUCCUCCUCUUCCUCGCUGUGUUCUGGUGUUCUUAGCAUUCCAGUCCAUUCUCCCAGCAUGCACCAGGAGAGAAACCCUACCCGUCUCUGUUGAAACUUCCUGUUGAUCCGUUUUGAGUCGUGCUUGUUCAGGAUCGUUUUUUAAACUCCCAGCAGAGCCUCCAUGUUUCCAUCUGUUCUGGUUUUAUUAGCGAACGGCAGAUUUAUGAAAGAGAAGAAAAAAAAACAAACGUUUUGACCCCAAAACUUUCAGCAAUUUCAAAAACUCAAGAAGCAAAUUGGACAUUUUUAUGGGAAUGAGUUGGAAAUAUGAGCUGAUCAGGAUGAAUGAUGGUCAUUAAUGAUUUGUGUUAUAAAAAGAGGAAUAUUUGAUGUUUUAUUGUUUCAUCUUAAAACUGAACAUGUUUCUGAAAUAAAACCAGAGUUUUUACA